UGAAAUUGAAUGCAUUUUUUCAAUGUUUUGUUGACUCAAAAUCUGAUGACAACUGUAUUUAGCAUUAAAUAGCAAUCAAUUUGAUUGGAUUUGUGCCCAAAACUGGCCGUACAUUCAAUCGGUUGUAUUGAUUGUCAAUUCAAACACUUUUAUACCAUAUUUUCGUAUAUUAUUUACUAUUUAUAGAUAUAAACAAUUCAAUUGUCAUUCAAUUCAAUACCGUUUGCGACAAAAAUCAAUAGUUUUUUAAUAAUAUUUCAUAAUAUUUAUAACGUUUUGUAAUGAAAUGAAAAAAUCAUAAUUAUUUUAAUGACAACAAAGUUUUGGUUUAUUUAAUCAUUUGUUAGUAAUUAUUAAGUGAUCGACAACUCAUUGGUUAUACCAUUUUGGAAAUAAAGCAAAACUAGCGGACAGUAUGACUGCCAUGACUCAGGACGAGAUCAUAACAAACACCAAAACUGUGAUCCAAGGCUUGGAAGCGCUGAAGAAUGAGAACCACACAAUUCUGGCCGGUCUUAUGGCCUCACUUGAUGUGGUCCGGGAGACGUCUAAAGGGGACGCCAACACCAAACUCAUGGAAGAUAAGGCCGGCAUUAUUCAGAAGAGCAUUGAAUCCAUUGAACUCGGUCUCGGAGAGGCACAGGUGAUGACAGCACUGGCCGGACAUUUGCAGACAAUCGAAGCCGAGAAACAGAAACUGAGAGCACAAGUGAGACGUCUGUGUCAAGAGAAUGCGUGGCUUCGGGACGAGUUAGCGAACACUCAACAGAAACUUCAGGCCUCCGAACAAAUGGUGGCCCAAUUAGAGGAGGAGAAGAAACACCUGGAAUUCAUGAAUUCACUCAAAAAAUAUGACGGACAGGACUCCACGGUCUCUGAGGAGUCGUUCAGCGAAAAGAGCAAAUCCGAAACCGAACCGCCCCUUGACUUGGGUUUUCCCGACGACGACGACGAUGUGGUUCAUCCCGAAGGCAUCCCUACACCUCCCGGACAGAUGGCCGCCGCGGCUAAUGCUGGCUACGAAAUACCCGCACGUCUGCGGACUUUACAUAAUUUAGUCAUACAAUACGCCUCUCAGGGCAGGUAUGAAGUGGCGGUUCCUCUCUGUAAGCAAGCGCUGGAAGACUUGGAGAAGACGAGUGGUCACGACCACCCAGACGUGGCCACUAUGUUGAACAUAUUGGCGCUCGUAUACAGAGAUCAGUAUAAAUACAGAGAAGCGGCAAACCUUCUGAACGACGCGCUCACUAUUCGAGAGAAGACAUUAGGGGAAAACCAUCCGGCAGUGGCCGCCACUCUCAACAAUUUAGCCGUACUCUAUGGAAAGCGCGGCCGAUAUAAAGAGGCGGAACCGCUUUGCAAGCGAGCACUCGAGAUAAGAGAACGUGUUUUAGGCAAAUCUCAUCCCGACGUUGCGAAACAACUGAACAAUUUGGCGCUUUUGUGCCAAAAUCAGGGCAAAUACGAUGAGGUGGAGAAGUAUUACUUGAGGGCUCUCGAGAUCUACGAGAAAGUGUUGGGAGCGGACGACCCGAAUGUGGCCAAAACGAAGAACAACUUGGCCUCAGCUUAUCUCAAACAAGGCAAGUAUAAGGAGGCGGAACUCCUAUACAAACAAGUGCUGACCAGAGCUCACGAGCGAGAGUUCGGUAGUAUUGACGCCCAAAAUAAGCCCAUUUGGCAAUUGGCUGAGGAAAGGGAGGAAAUCAAGAGCAAGAAUGGAGUGCCCAAUAAUGCUGAAUAUGGCGGUUGGCAUAAGGCUGUAGAUAAAUGUCCGACAGUCGCCACAACAUUGAAAAAUUUGGGCGCUUUGUAUAGAAGGCAGGGAAAGAAUGACGCGGCGGAAGUGCUCGAAGAGACAGCACUUAGAGCUCGCAAAGAGGCAUUCGAUGCGGCUGUACGUCAAGGCAAGUCUCCUCAUUAUUUAACCACUGAUUUUAUAGCUGCACAACAGCCCAGAGAUAAAAGACGAUCCUUUUCUAAGGACAGCAGUAGACGUGGGUCUCGAGAAUCUUUAGAGAGUAUGGGAGACAGCAUUGCACUCAACGACGACGUAAGUAUCACUCACUUCACUACUAUUUAACAUACAAUCCUAUGAUUACUAUUCAAAAUGUGCACACAUUGGGCAGACAUUAAGACAUUAAUUGAGAAAAGGCUGUCAUUAUAUGGUCUCAUUUAACAAUGAUUUGCAUGACUUGUAUGGCAAUCAUCACACAUCCGACUCUA
Molecule: messenger RNA, 2226 nt
Organism: Medioppia subpectinata
Lineage: Eukaryota; Metazoa; Arthropoda; Arachnida; Sarcoptiformes; Oppiidae
Source: the annotation of a GenBank genome assembly